This is a messenger RNA of Tetrahymena thermophila SB210, 876 nucleotides long. Its product is annotated as transmembrane protein, putative. The record is from RefSeq and is a predicted model, not a curated record. The transcript has 3 exons. NCBI's taxonomy places the organism in Eukaryota, Ciliophora, Oligohymenophorea, Hymenostomatida, Tetrahymenidae.
AUGCAAUAUUCUCUAAAAUCUUUAGAUCUGUAAUUAAAUUGCUAGGUGUUUGAUAACUAACUUUUUGUAACUGAGUAUUUAUCUAUCUCAUGUAAUGAAUUAUAUAAUGAUAAUAUAUAUAACUUGAUAGCUUUAGCAUUAGUAGUUACAGCUUUACUAAUAAUUUAUGGAUAUUUUGUGCUUAAAAUCUACUAAAGGAGAUUUACGAGAAAAACUUAUCAAAAUUAGAUUUUAUUUGGAUUCUUUACUUAUGAAUAUAAAUAAUAGCAUCACUUAUGGGAUUUAGUCAGGCUAAUUUAUAAAAUGUUUCUUUUCUUUAUCAUGCAAUUUUCAUAUUUACCUACUCAUCUAUAGUUAGUCAUGUCAAUCCUUGCGUCGUUAACAUACACUCUUUUAACUUAGAAUUUUUAUCCUUAUGCCAAUAAGAAAUUAAAUGUUUUGGAUUUUAGAAUUUCAUGCCUUACUACAAUAUGUUUUUGUUUGAAUUCAAUAUAAUUCAGAUUGGAUUAGAAAGAGCUUCAACUUACAUAUACUGUAGCUCUUGUUUGCUUGGUGUUACUGAUUAUGGUUAUAACAUUUUCAUAGAUUUUGUUUAACUUUAAGCUAAAAUUAGUAAAAACUAUAUAAAUAAUGCAGGACAAAUCAUCAAAAUUCAAAUUCAUAGUUAAGUUAUUUAAUAUGGAUAAGUAUAUAGAAAGAAGUUUGAAAGCUUAAAUACUAUGGGAAAAAUUAAGAAAAAUACUUUCAAAUAUGAAUUUGAAAAAUUUGAAAUAAUAUUUUGAGGAUAAAGAUGUUAAAGAUAAAUUGAAGUAAUUUUAUAAAGUAAAAAAUUAAAUAACAUAUAAAAUAAGUAAUUAGGAUUAGGCCUAAAUUUGA